AUUGAUCUCAUGAAAAAGCAACGGUUCACGUUGAACAAUUACAUGUCAUCAUGUUACAGUACAAAAAGGUACUGUACAUGAACAAAGAAAACCAAAUAAAGAAACAUUAUUAUUAUCAGUUAAGUUUCCUCGAAGAGACCUUUUAAUCGAACUUUGUUCAGUCAAUUUAUUACUAUGUAGUCAAUACUCAAUAGUCAUCUCAUAGGAAAUUGGAAAUAUUUGCUACAUUGAUGGCAAACAAUGAUGUUGUUCCUCAUGAAGCUCCCUCAGAUGGAAGAAAAUCAUUUGAUCCUCUCAGGAUGAUCACAAACCUUCAUUGGAAAGACUUCAUUGAUUCUAAUUGGAAGGACACAAAUUAUAAACGAAGAGCCAUUGCAAGCCUUGUACAGGCAGUAUACUUGCUUGAACUCGAUAGGCAGGACAACAGAACACAAGAAGACUCUCUAGCUUCAAGUUUUUGGAUUCCUUACAAGUAUAAGCCAACACAAAUAUUGAUUGAUGAAAGAGAUGGAUCCAUUUUUGGUGCAAUAUUUGAAUGGGAUCGAUCUGCAGCAUUAUUUGAAUUCAAACCAUUUAAACCAAUCGGUGCCCCCAGAGCUGUUUUAGCACUCAGAGGAACAUUGAUCAGAUUCCCUACAAUGCGAAGAGAUUUUGAAGAUGAUUUCCGCUUCGUUGCUUGGGAAAGCUUGAAGGAUUCUGUGAGGUUUAAAGUAGCUAUUGAUGCUGUAAAAUCAGUUUCCGAUACAUAUGGAAGAAGAAAUGUGUGCAUUGCAGGGCAUUCUUUAGGGGCUGGAAUUGGUCUUCAAGUGGGAAAAGAAUUGGCAAAGGAAAGGAUAAAUGUGGAAACACAUUUAUUUAAUCCACCUGCAGUUUCACUUGCUACGACUCUUAAUAUUGGAGAAAAUGCUGAAUAUGUUUGGAGUCGAAUUAAAUCUAUGCUUCCUUCAAGUCGUGAAGCUCAAGUCAGCAACGAUGUGGAUGAGACUUACAUGGACGAGACUCGCGUUAUACGAUUGAAGAGAAUGAUGCCUCGAUUAUCGCACUUGAUGGAUGCUAUUUUAGGAACUGAAAAAUGGGUUCCUCAUUUUUAUGUUAACAAGAAUGACUGGAUCAGUUACUUUUAUAUCCAUACCGAUGGAACAAGAGAGGAGAUUGCCAAUGUGGAGAAUAUGGAUCCUACAAAUGAACAAAAUGAAGCCAAGUUGUAUGUUUUCUCGAAGGAAGACCAGAAAUUUCUCGAGGCUCAUGGCCUGAAACAAUGGUGGUCAAGUGAUGGUAACAUGGAGCUUAAACAUGAUAUCCGCAAUAGCGAACUCGUAAUCAGGCAACUUAAAUCUUUGAACACCGGUACACCUUCUCAGGUAGCACUUUUCUAUUAUCCACAAUAUGUUUCAUUUGUCACGAGUCGCAUAAAUAUAACAGAAGCGACAGAUUAUGUUUGGAAUAUACUUAAAUGUGUGCCUCAUCAUAUAAGUGGUAAAGCUCAAAUCAGCAACAACGGAGAAGUGAGUUCAGGUAUAAGUUUGAUGGGUUGGAUGCCCCAAUUAUCUGGCUUGAAGGAUACCGGUUAUUGGGUGUGCAAAUGGAUUCCCCGUCUAUAUGUUAAAGAGAAUGUUGGCGCCGAAGAGAAGAUGGUUAGAAAGAAGAAUAUGGAUCAUGAAGACGGUCAAAUUACUGCAAAUUUGUUUACUGUCUCCAAGGAACAAAUGAAAUUUCUUGCAGCUCAUGGUUUGGAGCAAUGGUGGCCAAAUGACUCGGAACUUCAGCAAACUAAACUCAUAAGCAGGCAUAUUAAAUCUCUAUACACUUCUACACCUUGGGAAGUAAUAAAAGGAUCAAAUGGUUCUUUUCUUUCACCUGCCACAUGUCUUGGAGAAAAGGAAGAAUUUAUAUGGAAAUGGAAUAGUCUUAAAUCCAUGCUUCCUUCUAGUAGUGAAUCUCAGGUGCGCAAUGAUGAUUACGAUUCAGGUGUUGGUUUGAAGGGUUGGAUACCUCAAUUAUCUGGCUUGAAAGAUGCAGCUUAUUGGGUGUGGAAUCGGGUUCCUCAUCUGUAUGUUGACAAGAAUUGUGACACAGAAGAGAAGGAAGUUGAUAAGGUGAGUGUCGAUCCUGUAAAUGAGAAAAUUACUGCAAAGUUGUGCAUUGUCUCCAAAGAGCAGCAGAGAUUUCUUGCAGCUCGCGGCUUGAAACAAUGGUGGCCAAGUGAUGCAGAACUUCAGCUAGCUAUUCAUGAUAGCAAACUCAUAAGCAGGCGAAUUAGAUCUUUAUCUACCAAUACGCCUUGGGAAGUAACAAAAAGAAUGAAUCCUUUUAUUUCACUUCCCAUUUGUCUCGAUAAUAUCGGACACAAAGAAGAAUUUGUAUGGAAAUGGAAUUUUGUCAAAUCCAUACUUCUUUCAACAAAUGAAACUCAGGUGAAUAGUGAUGAUGAAGAAAACAAGACAUCAAGUAUACCAUUGAAGAAUUGGAUGCCUUCGCUGCCAGGCUUCAAGGAUGCUGGUUUUGCAGUGGUCAAACCGGUUCCUUGGCAACUUAGAUCUUUAUCAUUUGUUACUCCAGCCAUGAGUCUUGGAAAUAGUGAAGAAAAGGAAAACUUUGUUUCAAGUAGUGAAACUCAAGCAAGCAAUGAUUCAGACAAGACUUCAUGUGUAGGCUUGAAGAGCUGGAUACCUUCAUUAUCUGGCUUGAAGGAUGCUGCUUUUGAGGUGGGAAAAUUGGUUCCAUAUUUGUAUGCUAACAAGAGUGGCGGCCAGAAGAUGGUUGACAAGGAGAGAAAGGAUCCUUUGCAAUAACACAGGAAAAGCCUCAAAUUAGCAGUGGAUUUAUUACAUAGUUUGAAAAAUGACUAGUUUUCAAUUUUAACAAUGCAGUUUGCAGUUUGGUUUUACUUUUCAGUUUAAGCUGGUAAAACUCUAGGAGUAUAAACUCCAAUAGCAUUAUUAAGUAGUGUCAAGUGAUGAACUCUUCAUCUGAAUAGAAGUGAAAACAGUUGAAUGCCUAUGAUAUUAGAUGAGUGAUUAGCAGUUGAAAGCUUCUGUAAGAUAUUGAGAGAUCUCUACAUGAUGUCAGGCUGUCAGCUGUGAUUUGUUUAUAAAUAUAUGUUUUGGUAUC
Messenger RNA from Trifolium pratense (red clover), 3111 nucleotides. RefSeq lists its product as uncharacterized. The record is from RefSeq and is a predicted model, not a curated record. The coding region runs from base 231 to 2792 and encodes 853 amino acids. NCBI's taxonomy places the organism in Eukaryota, Viridiplantae, Streptophyta, Magnoliopsida, Fabales, Fabaceae. The transcript is spliced from 2 exons.